GCAAUGUCAGAAAAUUUUUUCAAAAAAAUUUUACUUCAAAUAAUAAUAAUUUUUAUUAUUGCCCCUAUAUCUCGGGAGCAAAAUUCUUUCUCAUUUCUUGUCAAAAGAAUUUGUCCUGGUGGAUUUCCUAUGGAUACUCACGUAAGUUUAAUUAAGAACAAGUUUGACCCAGAAGAUCACCACUAAAAAGUUGUGCUUGAAAGUGGUGAUCUUCUGGGUUAACUAUUUUCUGAAUUUUAAUUUUCAGAAUUUUUGUCCGUUUUGGGCUGCAAUUGGUGAAUGCCCAAGAAAUUCAAAAUAUAUGCAUAGACAGUGUGUGGCUUCUUGUAAUGUUUGUCCACAAAAAGUGCCUACUCCUCCACCUCCUCCUCCACCACCAAACCAACAACCGCCACCAACUUCAUUUUCAAAAUUGCCGCCUUUCUUUUCUGCACAAAUAGCAAAGUGUUUUAUGAAUAUUCAAACUAGCGAAACCCCAACACGAAAUAUCCCAACAAGAGAACAAUUUGAAAAUCGCGGAUUUAGUAUUGGCUGUCUUGGAAGAAAUCAAGAAAAUUCGUGUUCUUCAAAUGUUUGUUAUCAUUUACGUUAUCGAACAUUUGAUGGUUCUUGCAAUAAUUUGGUGGAAGGGAGGUCGCUUCGAGGGGCUGCUUUUAUGCCUUUUGGAAGACUACGGCCAGCUAAUUAUGAGGAUGGGGUUGCGAGGAUGGUUGGCAAGUUUUUGAAUUUUUUCUUAAAAAUAAUAUUCGAUGGACCUGGAUUUUUUUUGAAAAAAUUUCUAAAAAAAUUUUUAAGUUCCACAAAUCGCUGCCCUUUGUUGAUCUUGUGGAUCAGCUAA
Meloidogyne enterolobii is the source of this 838-nucleotide messenger RNA. NCBI's taxonomy places the organism in Eukaryota, Metazoa, Nematoda, Chromadorea, Rhabditida, Meloidogynidae. The record is from the annotation of a GenBank genome assembly.